CCGCGGAGAGCGCUGGCGGGCGGCGAGCGGACGCCGGACCGGCCGCGCCAUGAGGGUCCUCCCGCGCCUGCUUCUGCUCCUCUUGCUGGCGUUCCCCGCUGCCGUGCUGCUCCGAGGCGGCCCGGGAGGCUCAUUAGUUGCAGCUCAAGAUCUCACAGAAGAUGAAGAAACGGUGGAAGAUUCAAUAAUUGAAGAUGAAGAUGAUGAAGCAGAAGUGGAAGAAGAUGAACCCACAGAUUUGGCUGAAGAUAAAGAGGAAGAAGAUGUAUCUGGUGAACCUGAAGCUUCACCAAGUGCAGAUACAACCAUCCUGUUUGUGAAAGGAGAAGAUUUUCCAGCAAAUAAUAUUGUGAAGUUCCUAGUAGGCUUUACAAACAAGGGUACAGAAGAUUUUAUUGUUGAAUCCUUAGAUGCCUCAUUCCGUUAUCCUCAGGACUACCAGUUUUAUAUCCAGAAUUUCACAGCUCUUCCUCUGAACACUGUAGUACCACCGCAGAGACAGGCAACUUUUGAGUACUCCUUCAUUCCUGCAGAGCCCAUGGGUGGACGACCUUUUGGUCUAGUCAUCAAUCUGAACUACAAAGAUCUGAAUGGCAAUGUAUUCCAAGAUGCUGUCUUCAAUCAAACAGUUACGAUCAUUGAAAGAGAGGAUGGGUUAGAUGGAGAGACAAUCUUUAUGUAUAUGUUCCUUGCUGGUCUUGGGCUCCUGGUUGUUGUUGGCCUUCAUCAACUCCUAGAAUCGAGAAAGCGCAAGAGACCCAUACAGAAGGUAGAGAUGGGUACAUCAAGUCAGAAUGAUGUUGACAUGAGUUGGAUUCCUCAGGAAACCUUGAAUCAAAUCAAUAAAGCUUCACCAAGAAGGUUGCCCAGGAAACGGGCACAGAAGAGAUCAGUGGGAUCUGAUGAGUAAAUGUUCCUUUGUGCAACAAUUCAGUCUUUACUUAACCUGCCCUAAUGUUUUUCGGCCUGAUGGGAAUUAGUGCAGAGAAGCCAUAUCACCAUAGAAGGCAACUACUACUUAUGUGUGGACUGAGCAAUCAGAGUCUGUGGCGAUAAUAAUAUUACUGAAAAUGCACUGCAUUCAUUUUUCUAAAGUAACAAA
Molecule: messenger RNA, 1102 nt
Organism: Canis lupus familiaris (dog)
Lineage: Eukaryota; Metazoa; Chordata; Mammalia; Carnivora; Canidae
Gene: SSR1
Product: signal sequence receptor subunit 1
Exons: 8
Coding region: 50-910 (286 amino acids)
Cellular component (GO): endoplasmic reticulum membrane; endoplasmic reticulum
Source: RefSeq, marked provisional